Boleophthalmus pectinirostris (great blue-spotted mudskipper) is the source of this 1138-nucleotide messenger RNA. RefSeq names its product interleukin-1 beta. Lineage: Eukaryota; Metazoa; Chordata; Actinopteri; Gobiiformes; Gobiidae. Bases 170 to 889 code for a protein of 239 amino acids. The record is from RefSeq and is a predicted model, not a curated record. Gene Ontology annotation, biological process: cytokine-mediated signaling pathway; cellular response to lipopolysaccharide; inflammatory response. Gene Ontology annotation, molecular function: cytokine activity. The transcript has 5 exons.
CAGGUCAUCACUACUUCCUUGAAAUAAAAGGGAAAAUUCCCUUCACUUCUAUAUAAAUACCAGAGCUCCGAGAACACACAGUAGUACUGACAAACCAGCAGCUAGGAUCUAAUACAAAGACCUCAUCAACAACCUCUUAUCUCCCAAAAGACUCUAAGCAAGUCAAAAGAUGGAAUCAGAAAUUAUGUACAAUGCCAGCCAUUUGUCCUGCCCAGUGGUGGACUUGAAGAUUUCCCAUCAUCCUCUAACCAUGAGACGAGUGGUGAAUGUGGUCAUUGCCAUGGAGCGCAUCAAAAACAGCCUGGCCCAGGCCCUCCAGAGCCCUGACUUCAGAGAUGAAAAUCUGCUCAGCAACUUGUUGGAGAGCAUGGUAGAAGCGAGGUUUGUGACAGAGCGGUUUGCAGCACAACCUCAGUUCACCAGAGUUGCGGAGCUCCCUUGCAGUGUGUCUGACAGCCAAAAGAGGAACCUGGUCCUGGUCAACGAUAGCUUGAAGUUACAUGCAGUCAUGCUUCAGGGAGGCAGCGAGACACGCCAAGUUCACCUGAACAUGUCGACAUAUCGACCCCCACCCAGAACUGAGGGAAGACCAGUGGCCCUUUGCGUCAGAGGCACAAACUACUAUCUUUCCUGUCACCAGGACGGCGAUGUGCCAAGUCUGCACCUGGAGACUGUGGAAAACAAAGAUUUGCUUGCAAGCAUCAGCAAUGGCAGUGAUAUGGUGCGUUUCAUUUUCUACAAACAUGACACUGGUGUGGACCUGAGUUCUCUGCGCUCCGCUCGCUUCCCUGAGUGGUACAUCAGCACCUCAGACAUGGACAACCAGCCCCUACAGAUGUCUGCUCAGGCCUCCAGCUAUAGCGCCUUCUCCUUCCAGCUCCAGGGUUAGACCACCUCUGUUCACAGCACUACUGUGCACAGCAACAUUUCAUUUUGUAAUAUUAUUGUAUGUACUGAGUACAGAGUGUAAUGCCAGUGUAACGACACAUCACAUUUUGACAUAAGGGGUCGCUAUUUCAGUACAUGCAGUGCAUGUAAACCUAUUUAUUUAAUUUAUUUACUAUUUAUAAUAAUAAAUAUAUAGUGAUUUAUAUGACACUUUUAACUAACUCUAACCUAAAUAAAAUGUAAAAAGAAA